Molecule: messenger RNA, 3644 nt
Organism: Limulus polyphemus (Atlantic horseshoe crab)
Lineage: Eukaryota; Metazoa; Arthropoda; Merostomata; Xiphosura; Limulidae
Product: gastrula zinc finger protein XlCGF8.2DB-like
Exons: 2
Coding region: 1576-2661 (361 amino acids)
Biological process (GO): regulation of transcription by RNA polymerase II
Cellular component (GO): chromosome
Molecular function (GO): chromatin insulator sequence binding
Source: RefSeq, a predicted model, not a curated record
UGGAGAUUCUAUAAUUUGAUGGUAUUACGAUAGAUAGGGCAUGUUGCAAUACAACUACAAUUCAAUACACUUGGGUUUUAGACAGAAAUAUAUAUUCGGUUGAUUUCCCUGUUUAAUUCUUUUUGACACUCGCAAAUUCUUCAGCUAUAGCACAAAGAAAUCAGAUGUCCUAUUGAUAUCCAGUAUAAUCUUGUAAACUUCAAUAAGAUCAUCUCUUUCCCUUCUUUUUUUCAAGAGAAAGUAACUUAGAUAACCCUUCCGUCUCUUGAAUCAUCCACUGAACCCUCUCAGGUAAGUCAAUAUCCUUUCUUACACAGAGAAACCAAAACUGCAUAUCUUAUUAAUAAGUGUAAGUUUCUGUUGUCAGAAUUUAUUUUUAGAAAAGCAUUUGGAAAAGUAGCUUUUAAUAAACAAUAUUAAGUGUGAGCUGAAAACCAACUUAUUGCAGUUUUGAUAAGGGGUAUGAUUAUUUGUUAUUAGAAUAUUCAGGUAUACUACCUCAAGAGUCUUGCGACCAUGUAGUCUUGGUAUCCGUGAUAUAUGUACUGUAAUGAUAGGAUAUCCACUUGUUGGAAAUGAUACAAAGAUGGGUUACAAGAACUAUGUCUUUAAAACAUUUUACCAGUAUGAGAAGAUUAAGAUUUUGUGAGAAAACAGUUUAGGUUUGAAUGAUCUUUGUGGUUUAUAAGGUCAGUUGUUACACACACACACACACACACACACAUAUAUUUAUAUAUAUAUACAUACAUAUCAAUUGUAAAACAAAAAUGCAUGUAUAAUUUUUACACCUUGGUGUGGUACUGAUCCAUCUUUUUAGAAAUUAUUCUCGUUGUAACAAAAAGCGUUUUUGAUGAACACAAGUGACUUUUCUUUACUAGUAAGAUUUUUUGUUUGUUUUUUAUACUAUUUCUGUAAGACACUGUCAUUUCUUUUCUUCGUAAUUUUUUAUACUUGCAUAAUUGUCUUGAGGAGUAGUAGUUAUUUUCCUCAAAAAAAAAAAGAGCAGUACUGUAUAGUAUAAUAUAUUCCUUGUCUGAUGGAGAAUUCAUGACAGAGCUUGAAAGGUUGUGGUAAAUAUAUAUUCUCUACUUAGCCUGAAAUUAUAAUUUUAUUGAAAUAUUCCACACAUAAAAUUACAUUUAAGUUAGUAUUGUACCUUUCACAUAGCAAGUUUAAAUGUUUUCACUUGGGAUAAGUACUAUCAUCUGGGUAUACUGCACAUUGUAAAAUGAGAUUGCAAGUUAACAAAACUGGCCUUUCUUCUAGUUUAGGUGUUGAAAGACUUUGCCUAUUGUUAUAUCAAAAUUAUUUCAAUAACAAAAAAGGUGGGAAAAGUCUAAGGUAUGUUAGACUUUGAAAAAAUUAGCCAUAUGGAGCUGAUACAAGGAGUAAGGGUGACUUUAUAUAGAUAAUUAUAAGGUCAGUGCAAGAUUUUUCUACUUUAUAAACCUUCAGACAAAGCAAAUACAGUAAUUUAGUUUAUUUAAACUUGUGUAUAAAACUAUAUGCUUUAAGUAUGUGUACGAUAUUUCUUUUCUUUUUUCUAGGAGUGUUUUCACAUCCUUUAUUACCAGCAUGGAUUCUGCUCUAGGUUUCUUAGCUAGGUUUUCAACACACAAUGGUGAACAUCUCCAAGAAAAUAUUCAAAGUCUGGGUGGAUCAGAAAAUCCUGAAACUUUGUCAUGUCAUGGACUAAAUAGCCAACAACAUCCUAAAGCUUUGACAAACAACAGGAAGUCAAGCACUGCUUACAAUUCUCGAGAUAUGACAAUUAAUAAAUCUUCCAGCAAGAGACAGUCAAUAGGUGAAGAUUUACAGAUUGGAAUGGAAAGUAAUUCAGUGAAAAUAUAUUUCUGCAACUGCUGUGGAAAAUCUUAUUCAGAAAAAGACAGUGGUUUACACAGUUCUUGUCUUCCAAUGGAGAUCUACAGUUGCAGUAUUUGUGGGGAGAAAUUCAAUCUGAAGAAGACUUUGCUGGACCACUGUUUCUCUUUGCAUGGUAUCAUACAAUCUUUCAUCUGUAAUUUUUGUGGAAAAUGUUUCUCUUCAAAAGAAAGUUUUCAAAACCACCAAACAAUUCAUUCAGGUGAUAAGCCAUAUCCCUGUGAAGUCUGUUUCCAAAAAUUUUCAGAAAAGAGGUUUUUACUUUAUCACUUACGCAGCCAUUACAGUGAAAAACCAUACCGCUGCCAAUAUUGUGGUAAGAGCUACACAUUAAAAGGAAACCUACAAAUACACUUGCAAGAUCAUGAGGGUGUUAAACCUUUUUCUUGUAAGGUGUGUAAUAAGAAUUUCACACAGAAAGUGGUGCUGGACCAUCAUAUGAGUGUUCACACUGGCAAGCGACCUUACCCUUGCCAGGUCUGUGACAAAACUUUCAGUCAGAAAGGCAACCUCAAGACCCACAUGCUUAUUCACACAGGAGAGAGACGAUUUUCUUGUCCUCAGUGUGGCAGGUUCUUUACCCAGAAAGGUAACAUGAAAACUCAUCUUAAACUACACUUACAACACCCAUCGAUCCAAAAACCCUACUAUUGCAUCAUUUGCAGGAAGUCUUAUGUUUCAGAAGCUAGUUUGCAGUGUCACAUGGUUUGUCACCAGAAACUGAUUCCUUUUGUUCCUCAGAAUGUUGCAACAGCAAGUACAUCAGAACACAAUUAACUCAGUUAAUGUAAAUUUCGUGAUUUUUUUCUGUAGAAGAAACUAAUUAAAAUUUGUGUGUGUGUGUGAACAUGUUAAGUCUACAGAGACAUUUGCAGAGUAAUACAAAUGUAAAGAUGUUGAGUUUUAAAAUAGUAAUAAUACUUAUUGAUCUUGCAUAUUAUCAGCAAAUGAAGUGUGAGGCCUGGUUCUUAAAGGCUUUUAUUAUCACUUAGUGAAAGAAGUACAAUUAUAUAAGUGCAUCAACUACAUGCUAGAACAGAAAAAGUUUUAUGCACACGUGCACUUUUGAUUGGUAUGCACAUAUCUGAACUUUCUUUUCAGAACUCAUACUUGAACAGAUUAAGAAGUAUCUUCACUUUCCAACAAAAUAUAAUACAGAUAAUUAAAAAAAAUUGUUCAUGUGAGAAUUAUUCUUGGAAAUUAUAGUUUUAGGGAAAAAAUGCUUAAAUUAAAAUUUCAGGGGGAGUAAGUUUUAUACCCUAUUUGUAUGGUGACCAACCAUCACUGUUCCAUGUCCUCUGCCUAACAUUAAAUUAGCAAAAACUUUUUUUUUCUGAUGCAGCUCAGCUUGAAUAAUUACUGUGUGAAUUUGUGAAAUAUUACCAUCCACUGUAUACAGUGUAAUUAAGUAUUGUAUAAAGGUUUUCUUCAAGUCAAGUAGGAAUAAUUUGAAAAAGAAAAACAACAAACUACCAAAUAAAUGGAUAGGUAAACAUGAUCAGUGUACUGAAAACAGUGCUAAAAUACACCUUUUAACAUCCAGUUAUCAGAAAACAUCACAAUCAGUGUUCCAAAGCUCAGAUUUUCCUCAACCCCUGUUUUGUUCAUGAGUUGCAUGAAAGUAUACUGCUCAAAGUAAUUAAGGGAUGAUCAAAGAUUUCAAUAUUUUAGCUAUAAGAAGACACAACUAUUGCUAAUGUUGGGCACAUGAGUUCAUUUUCAUGGAAAACAAAUGUCAGGUGGCUGGUGAUCUGAUUCAC